AUGUGCAUGGAAAAUGGUAGUUUUUAUAGUGAUGGAGUUUUUAUUCAAGAUCAACUUGAUUUGCCUAUCUCUUUAGAACUUAGGUGGGGUCUUAGGCGUAAAAUCUGCGGCGGAGCCACUGUAUCUGUCUGUUCCUCUUCUUCUAAACUCUUCGUCGGAGAAUUUGGAAGCUGGUACACCGGAUCGGAGAUGCCGGUGGCUGCUUCCGCUAUAUACUUCUUGAACCUCCGAGGCGACGUUCUCAUCAAUCGCCUCUAUCGGGACGAUGUUGGGGGAAAUAUGGUUGAUGCUUUUCGGACACAUAUAUUGCAAACAAAAGAACUUGGUACUUGUCCUGUGAGGCAGAUUGGUGGCUGCUCUUUCUUUUACAUGAGGAUCAGCAAUGUUUACAUCGUGAUCGUUGUCAGCAGCAAUGCCAAUGUAGCUUGCGCUUUCAAGUUUGUUGUUGAGGCUGUUGCACUAUUUAAAUCAUAUUUUGGCGGUGCCUUUGACGAGGAUGCAAUUCGCAAUAAUUUUGUUCUCAUUUAUGAACUCCUAGAUGAAAUCAUGGAUUUUGGUUAUCCUCAAAAUCUUUCUCCGGAAAUAUUGAAGCUUUAUAUCACUCAGGAAGGAGUGCGUUCCCCGUUUUCAUCCAAGCCCUUAGAUAGACCUGUUCCAAAUGCAACUUUACAAGUUACUGGUGCUGUUGGUUGGCGGAGAGAAGGCCUUGUAUACAAAAAGAAUGAAGUCUUCUUGGAUAUUGUGGAGAGUGUUAAUCUUCUUAUGUCUUCAAAGGGUGUUGUUCUACGCUGUGAUGUAACGGGAAAGAUUCUUAUGAAGUGCUUUCUUUCUGGAAUGCCUGAUUUGAAGUUGGGUUUGAAUGACAAGAUUGGCCUAGAGAAAGAGUCACAACUUAAAUCUCGUCCUACUAAAAGUGGUAAAACUAUUGAGCUUGAUGAUGUCACUUUCCAUCAAUGUGUAAAUCUGACAAGGUUCAACUCAGAGAAGACUGUUAGUUUUGUGCCCCCUGAUGGUGAAUUUGAACUAAUGAAAUAUCGUAUCACUGAGGGUGUUAAUCUUCCCUUCAAAGUAUUGCCAACCAUCAAGGAGCUUGGUCGAACAAGGAUGGAAGUAAAUGUUAAGGUAAAGAGUGUCUUUGGUGCAAAGAUGUUUGCACUAGGAGUUGUUGUCAAAAUUCCUGUGCCAAAACAAACUGCGAAAACAAGUUUCACAGUCACAUCUGGUCGAGCAAAAUAUAAUGCAGCUAUUGAUUGUUUGGUUUGGAAAAUAAGAAAAUUUCCUGGGCAAACUGAGCCAACCUUGAGUGCAGAAGUUGAACUUAUUUCCACGAUGACAGAGAAGAAAUCUUGGACAAGACCGCCAAUUCAGAUGGAGUUUCAGGUUCCUAUGUUCACGGCAUCUGGUUUACGUGUCCGUUUUCUAAAGGUGUGGGAAAAGAGUGGAUACAACACUGUUGAGUGGGUUCGUUAUAUUACAAAAGCAGGAUCGUACGAGGUAAGGUGCUAG
Sphenostylis stenocarpa is the source of this 1506-nucleotide messenger RNA. The record is from the annotation of a GenBank genome assembly. Lineage: Eukaryota; Viridiplantae; Streptophyta; Magnoliopsida; Fabales; Fabaceae.